Messenger RNA from Brienomyrus brachyistius, 8666 nucleotides. RefSeq names its product protein sidekick-2-like. The coding region runs from base 553 to 7194 and encodes 2213 amino acids. Gene Ontology annotation, molecular function: protein binding. The record is from RefSeq and is a predicted model, not a curated record. Lineage: Eukaryota; Metazoa; Chordata; Actinopteri; Osteoglossiformes; Mormyridae. The transcript has 45 exons.
ACUGCGUGAGGGGCGCAGCUGAACCACACGCAGUAUUAAAGUAGGACGCCGCUUAUGAUUUUGUAACACUGAUGCUGGUUCAAACAGAUCGGCGGGAAUUACGGCGCUCAUUAGGCGGCAGAGAAAGCUUGUGUGAUAAAUCAAUAUCUGCAAUUUUUUUAAACACGUGCGACUUUUUUGUUAAUCAGAGAUUAAACCUUUGGUAUAGUUAAGUUCUAGGGAGAUUUGACAGAAGCCACAGUGUUAAUUAUAGAAACACGGUAUCCUCCAGGAUAAUCACCUGUAUUGUUAUUUUUUCUAAUAAAAAAUUGAAAGGACGGCAGGAAGCGGCUCAGACGUAUAUUAGUGCCUCUACAGCGACCAGUUUUUUUCCACUGAACGCGUGAGAAUCUGUUGCGAACCAUACCUGGAUACCGCCAAGCUCUACAUCACCCGAGACCCCGCCUCAUGCUGCGCAAGCCUCGCUAACUCCAGGGACCUCCGGGUCUCAAGCUCUGUCUCGACUGCGUCCGUCCAAACGGUGCCAGGCAUCUCCACCGGCCGCUCGGCGACAUGUCCCCCGCGUCCCGCAGCCGCGCCGCCGCCGCCUCUCCAGCCCUGCAGCCAUAUGCUUGGAUACUGUUGUUUUACUCGCUCAUCCACGUCGCGGAGGCUCAAGACGACGUGCCUCCCUAUUUCAAGAUGGAGCCUGUGCCGGCCCAGGUCCACCUGGAGAGGAACCGACUGGUUCUGACCUGCAUGGCAGAAGGAAGCUGGCCCCUGGAGUUCAAGUGGGUCUACAAUGGCACCGAGCUGACGCGAUUCUCCCUGGAGUACAGAUACUUGAUCCCAUCGCUGGAUCGAUCCCACGCUGGUUUCUACCGCUGCAUCGUCCGGAACCGCGUUGGAGCCAUCAUGCAACGGAAGACCGAAGUGCAGGUGGCUUAUAUGGGCGGCUUUGUCGAGGGUGAUCGCUCCCAGACCGUGUCGCAGGGAGGGGCGGCAGUGAUUCCCGCACCUCACAUCCACAGUUUCCCCCGCCCCCAGAUUACAUGGUUCCGUGACGGACGGAAGAUCCCGCCCAGCAGCCGCAUCGCCAUCACUCUGGACAACGCGCUCGUGAUGCUGUCCACCGUUGCCACGGACUCGGGCCGCUACUACGCCCAGGCUGUGAACGACAAGAAUGGCGAAAACAAGACCAGCCAGCCCAUCACUCUGACCGUGGAAAAUGUGGGGGGUCCAGCCGAUCCUAUUGCCCCCGUCAUCAUCAUCCCUCCUAAGAACACCAGUGUGGUCACUGGGACAGCAGAAGUUACCAUGGAGUGCGUGGCCAACGCCAGGCCAUUGACCAAGUUGAGCAUCGUCUGGCGUAAGGAUGGCGCUGUGCUGCAUGUAGGCGUUAGCGAUUUCGGCCGGAGGCUGACGGUGGCGGGCCCGGCCGUGAGCGACAGUGGCUUCUACGAGUGCGAGGCAGAGCUGCGCAGCAGCAGUGUGCCGGCCGUCAGUGCUGGUGCCUUCCUGCACGUGCUCGAGCCCCCCCAGUUUGUCAAGGAGCCAGAGAAGCACAUCACUGCUGAGAUGGAGAAGGUGGUGGAUCUUCCGUGCCAGGCUCGAGGUGUCCCACAGCCUGACAUCGUGUGGUACAAGGACGCCAUUCCCAUCAGCCCCGUGAAAACACCCAGGUACCGCGUGCUGCUAGGGGGCAGCCUGCAGAUCAACGGUCUGCUUCCUGACGACACUGGAAUGUUCCAGUGCUUCGCCCGCAACGCCGCCGGGGAGAUUCAGAGCAACACCUACCUCGCCGUCACCAGCAUCGCCCCCAACAUCACAGCCGGCCCAUCAGACAGCACAGUCAUUGACGGCAUGCCGGUCUUCCUGCACUGUGAAACCUCUGGCGCCCCCCGGCCAGCCAUCACCUGGCAGAAUGGUGAGCGGAUCCUGGCCAGUGGCUCGGUCCAGCUGCCGCGUUUCACGCUCCUGGAGUCCGGAAGCCUCCUGAUCAGCCCCGCCCACGUCUCGGAUGCCGGCACCUACACCUGCAUGGCGAGCAACUCACGCGGCAUCGACGAGGCCUCCGCCAAUCUGGUGGUGUUGGCUCGAACCCGUAUCACCAGUCCUCCUCAGGAUCAGAGCGUCAUCAAGGGGACUAAAGCUGUCAUGACCUGUGGGGUGACCCAUGACAUCAGUGUCACCAUCAAGUACGCGUGGGAGAAAGGAGGUGUCCCCCUCAACAUAGACUCCACCCCCCGCAUCCGCCUGGAGCCUGACGGCACACUGCAUAUCUCCCAGACGUGGUCAGGUGACAUCGGGACGUACACCUGCAGAGUGCUCUCCGUGGGGGGCAACGACUCACACAGCGCCCACCUCCGAGUCAGGCAGCUCCCCCAUGCCCCCGAAAACCCGGUGGCCACGCUGAGCUCCUCCGAGAAGAGAGCCAUCAACCUGACGUGGGCCUCGCCGUUCGACGGGAACAGCCCUCUCAUUCGCUACAUCCUGGAGGUGUCCGAGAACAAUGCACCGUGGACCGUGCUCCUGGCCAACAUCGAGCCCGACUCCGUGAGCGUGAUUGUGGGCGGCCUGAUCCCGGCCCGCUCCUACCAGUUCCGCCUCUGCGCCGUCAAUGACGUGGGGAAGGGUCAGUUCAGCAGGGAGACAGAGCGGUUAUCCCUCCCGGAGGAGCCCCCCAGCGCACCUCCCCAGACGGUCAUCGCCAGCGGCCGCACAAACCAGUCCAUCAUGAUCCAGUGGCAGCCGCCCCCGGAGAACCACCAGAACGGCAUCCUGCAGGGCUACAUCAUCCGCUACUGUCUGGCCGGCCUCCCAGUGGGCUACCAGUUCAAGAACAUCACCAACCCCGAGCAGACCAACUUGCUGCUGGAGGACCUCAUCAUCUGGACCAACUAUGAGAUUGAGGUGGCGGCCUACAAUGGGGCGGGGCUGGGCACCUACAGCCACAAGGUCACCGAGUGGACGCUGCAGGGAGUGCCAACAGUGCCGCCUGGCAGUGUCCAGGCUGAGGCUGCCAAUUCCACGGCAAUACGCCUUACCUGGAGUGCCCCCAGUCCUCAGUUCAUCAAUGGCAUCAACCAGGGGUAUAAGCUGUUGGCAUGGGAGCCGGGUCAGGAGGAGGAGGUUACCGUGGUGACGGUGAGGCCCAACUUCCAGGACACGGUCCACGUCGGCUACAUCACCGGGUUGAGGAAGUUCGCAGAGUACUUCACCUCGGUGUUGUGCUUCACCACGCCAGGCGACGGGCCCCGGAGCUCCUCCCAGCGCCUGCGCACGCAUGAGGACACCCCUGGUCCUGUGGGCCACCUGAGCUUCACGGAGAUCCUGGACACAUCGCUGAAGGUGAGCUGGAGAGAUCCACAUGAGAAGAAUGGAAUCCUCACAGGGUACCGCAUCUCCUGGGAAGAGUAUAACCGGACCAAUACUAGGGUGACCCACUAUCUGCCUAACGUGACCCACGAGUAUCGCGUCACGGGUCUGACGGCCCUCACCACCUACACCAUCCAAGUGGCGGCCAUGACCUCCAAGGGCCAAGGCCAGCUCUCCUCCUCCACCAUCUCCUCAGGCGUGCCCCCAGAACUGCCUGGCCCCCCCACUAACAUGGCUAUCUCCAACAUCGGUCCACGCUCCGUCACUCUGCAGUUCAAGCCGGGCUACGAUGGGAAGACCUCCAUCUCCCGGUGGUUGGUGGAAGCCCAGAUCGCUGUGAUUGGAGAUCAUGAAGAGUGGGUCAUGGUUCACCAGCUGCCCAACGAGCCAGAUGCCAGGUCCCUGGAAGUACCUGGUCUAAACCCCUAUACAUUCUACAGGUUCCGAAUGCGCCAGGUCAAUAUCGUUGGCACCAGUCCACCCAGUCAGCCAUCCAGAAAGAUUCAGACACUGCAGGCGCCACCCGAUGUGGCCCCUGCCAAUGUCACCCUGCGCACGGCCAGCGAGACCAGUCUAUGGCUGCGAUGGGUGCCUCUCCCUGAAUGGGAGUAUAAUGGGAACCCAGACCUGGUAGGUUAUCGGGUUCAGUACUCCCAGACGGGGUCCCAGUCCCAGCCACUGUUCCACAUCAUUGCCGACCGGCUGGAGCGUGAGUUCACCAUUGAGGACCUGGAGGAGUGGACCGAGUACGAGGUCCGAGUGCAGGCACUUAACGGCAUUGGGGUGGGGCCGUGGAACCAGCCUGUGCACGGAAGGACACGGGAGUCUGUCCCCUCCUGUGGACCCACCAAUAUCUCAGCUUUCGCCACAACCUCCAGCAGCAUCCUGGUCCGCUGGUUUGAGGUCCCAGAAGCCGACCGCAAUGGGCUCAUCCUGGGCUACAAGGUGGUGUACAAGGAGAAGGACUCGGAGGCACCGCUGCAGUUCUGGACAGUCGAGGGCAACACCACCCACACUGUGCAGCUCACUGGCAUGGGGAAGUACGUGCUGUACGAGAUCCAGGUUCUAGCCUUUACCCGCAUCGGAGACGGCACUCCCAGCUCACCUCCCAUCCUGGAACGCACCUUGGAUGAUGUGCCAGGACCCCCGGUGGGAAUCCUCUUCCCCGAGGUGCGGACCACCUCCGUGCGUCUCAUCUGGCAGUCCCCAGCCCAGCCCAACGGCAUCAUCCUGGCAUAUCAGAUCACUUACCGCCUGAAUUCCACCAAUGGCAACACGGCCACGGUGGACGUGCUGAACCCCAGCACGCGCCAGUACACGGCGUCCGGCCUCAAGCCUGAGCUGGUCUACGUGUUCCGCAUCACUGCCCAGACGCGCAAGGGCUGGGGGCAGGCGGCCGAGGCGCUGGUGGUCACCACGGAGAAGAGAGCACGCCCCCAGCCCACGAGCCGCCCGCUGGUCCCGCAGGAGGAGGUGCAGGCGCGCGGCGUGCUGCUGUCCUGGGAGCCGGGCAGCAAUGGGCUCUCCCCCGUCCGCUACUACACCAUCCAGGUGCGGGAGCUGCCGGACCGGAACUGGACCGUCCACUCGGCCUCAGUGAACCACGAGGCCAGCUCCUACAUCGUGGACAGGCUCAAGCCCUUCACCUCCUAUCAGUUCCGAGUAAAAGCCACCAACGACAUCGGGGACAGCGAUUACAGUGAGGAGAGCGAGGCCAUCACCACACUGCAGGAUGCUCCUGAUGACGCUCCCACAAUCCUCUCUGUCACCCCGCACACCACCACGUCAGUGCUGAUUCGCUGGCAGCCCCCCCUGGAGGAACGAAUUAACGGCAUCCUCCUGGGAUUUCGGGUCCGGUACCGGGAGCUCCAGUAUGACCGUCUGCGAAGCUUCACUGUCCGCACGGUCAACAGCCCCACCAACACGUGGGCGGAGCUCACGACAUCCUACAGCGUCAGGAACCUGAGCCAGUCCUCCUUGACUGAGUACGAGCUGGACAAUCUGAGUAAACACAAGCGGUACGAGAUCCGGCUGAGCGUGUACAACGCUGUGGGCGAGGGCCCCGCCAGCACGCCGCAGGAAGUGUUUGUCGGCGAGGCGGUCCCCACGGCCCCGCCCCAAAAUGUGGCCAUCCAAUCGGCGACGGCCACGCAGCUUGACAUCACCUGGGACCCGCCUCCUCUGGAAGCUCAAAACGGGGACAUUCAGGGGUAUAAGAUAUACUUCUGGGAGUUCCAACAGCGCAACGAGACAGAGCGAACACGGGUCCUCUUCCUGCCUGAGGCUGGUGUCAAGCUGAAGAACCUGACGGGAUACACCACCUACAUGAUCAGCGUGGCCGCCUUCAAUGCGGCUGGCGAUGGGCCUCGCUCCCCCCCCACCAGGGGGCGCACUCAGCAAGCAGCUCCCACUGCCCCCAGCUUCAUCCACUUCAGCGAGCUGACCACUACCUCCGUCAACAUGUCCUGGGCCGAACCCCUGCACCCCAACGGCAUCAUCGAGGGCUAUCGUCUCAUCUACGAGCCCUGCACCCCCGUGGAUGGCGUCAGCAAGGUUGUCACAGUGGACCUGAAAGGCAGCGCCCCCCUCUGGAUAAAAAUCAAGGACCUGGCUGAUGGGGUUACUUACAACUUCCGGAUUCGAGCCAAAACCAUCACCUACGGCCCCGAGGCCGAAGCUAACAUAACCACAGGGCCUGGUGAAGGAGCUCCGGGCCCCCCAGGUGACCCCUUCAUUUCCCGCUACGGCACCUCCAUCACCCUGCACUGGACCAGCGGUGACCCUGGGCGAGCCCCCAUCACCCGCUACGUCAUUGAGGCCAGGCCCUCUGAUGAGGGACUGUGGGAUAUCCUGAUCAAGGACAUUCCCAAGGAAGUGACAUCAUACACACUGAACUUGGAUAUGCUGAAAGAAGGGGUCACCUAUGACUUCCGGGUCAUCGGCGUUAAUGACUACGGCUACGGGUCGCCCAGUGCCCCGUCUCCAUCCAUAUCUGCUCAGAAGGUGGCGCCAUUCUACGAAGAAUGGUGGUUUUUGGUGGUGAUCGCCCUCGUCGGCCUGAUCUUCAUCCUCCUCUUGGUCUUCAUCCUCAUCAUUCGAGGGCAGAGCAAGAAAUAUGCAAAGAAAUCAGACUCGGGAAACCAUACUAAAUGCAGCGCACUCCAGCUAACCCAUGGGGACAUGGUGAGGCUGGACGAGGGCCACUUUCCUACCCUGGAGCUCAACAACCGACGGCUGUCCGUUAAAAACUCCUUCUGCCGCAAGAACGGGAUCUACACAAGGUCUCCGCCCCGGCCCAGUCCGGGCAGCCUGCACUACUCGGACGAGGACGUCAGUGCCAAAUACAACGACCUGGUGGCUGCAGAGAGCAGCAGUCUGACGGAGAAGCCGUCUGAAGUCUCCGACUCGCAGCAGGGCAGCGACAGUGAGUACGAGAUGGAGCAGAGCCGACACAAGAUCCACUCCUUCGUCAACCACUACAUCAGCGACCCCACGUACUACAAUUCCUGGCGGCGGCAGCAGAAGGGCAUCUCCCGCCCGCAGGCCUACGGCUACAUGGAGGACGCGGCGGAGGCGGAGUCACACGGCCCACCCCCGCCCCUGCCCCCCCUACCCCCUCUCCUACCCCAGGUUGCCUCUGCCUCCCAGCCGCAGCCCCAGCCUCAGCCCCAGGCCCUGGGCCAGGGUACCCUCUUCAGGCCCAAGGGCAGCCGGACUCCCACGCCCUCCCAGCAGUCCUCCAACCCGCCCAGUCAGCACAGCGCUCUCUACAGGCCGCCCAGCAGCCUGGGUGCGGGCGCCCAGACGCCCGUCGCUGGAUUCUCCUCGUUUGUCUGAGGCGAGACUUUCAUUCCACCGUGGUCCCAAACGAAAAAAAUCAACAAAUGUGAAUCUGGCACUUUCUGUUUCAUUCUUGCUAUUUUUUCCUCCCUUUGUUUGCUUGUUUUUCAACUCUAAGCAGAUAUUUUUAUGGAACAGUGAUAUAGGUAUGGCCAAAAAUACCUGACAAACCGUAAGCAUAAAGGCAUUUUCCCCGUUUCUUUUAUGUUUGUGUCCAGGCGUGUGUGUUUUAUUGAAAAGAUAAAAGGCGGAUUUUUGUUUGUUUGUUUGUUUGAUGAUGUUAUUCUAUCACAAUUGUGACCCACGCGGAUGGCAGAUGUUACAAAGACACUCAUUAAAAGCGACUGACACUUGUACUGAAAACGGACAUAUCAGAGAAAGGGGAAAAAACUGUGUAGAAGGAGCCUUUUGAAAGGUAAAACAAAAAGGUAAGAGAAUUCUAACGCCAAUUCUCAUUUGUAAAGGUUGUCUUUUGUGGUCGGCCAGAGAAACGCCGCUGCGAAUGUCUUGUUCUUUAUUCGUGCUCCUGCUUUAUGUGUUUCAGUGGAGAAAUUUCACCGGAAUAGCACACAUUUGACAUUGUCUACCAACGUGCCCCAUUGCUAAUGGCGCAAUCGCAUCCUAAAUGCUACAUUGACAUGAAGCAGUGAGCAAUUAGGAACAACAGCAACCAAAAUAAAGGCCGAUUGAUUAAUGGACACCGAUUAGUUCCGGACACUUGUCUACUGGCCGCGGAUAACCUAGAUGUUUCAGUUUGUUCCUGGAGGAGCAGCAAUUGUGGGUUUUCAAUGCCUCAUCGCACAUCAGGAAAAUAGGAUUACCUGAAGAAGGAUGUGUAUUCAAUUAAGGAAGUCCUACGUGAUUACAGCGAGGCAGACGAAAUGACUGCUGUGGUGACUCCGUUCGGCCGCAUUCAGCAGAUCUCGUGUCAUGAUGUAGAGCCAGCUGGCCUUAGCGCUCUACAGGUUCUGUAUAUGAUGUCAUUUUUUGCUUUUUUUCCCCCCCUGCUGCUGUUGCCUUGUCAACUGCUUUUGUUUUCUGGUGACAUCAUCCCGGGCCAAGAGCUCCAGAGGGGCGAUGUCAUGCAAAUUGUCCACGUCAGAUAACAUGAAAGGUGCAGUGUGAAUCCACGACGUUGCUCUUUGGGAGAAGAUGAUGACGACCUGAGAGAUGUUUGAAAGCAGAAUCUAGGUGGUAUAAUGUUGCAUUUUCAGUCUUUGAACCUAUAAAUGUCUAUGGGGGAGGGUGGUGGGCAUUUAACAGAAGCUUUAAUGUGACCUAAUGAAUAAAAUAGACAAACUGAUUCGGAAACAGCGGCUCCCACUUUGGGCGGUUUGCUUGAGCAGUUCUGGAUUUGUUUUAUCUGUGGAAGACAAUGAGAGGCAUAAAUAUGUGUGUUUACUAGGAUUCACAAUGUGAUUUCUCCACAUUGAAAUGGAAAAAAAAACUGUACUGUAAGUCAUUAUGUA